GAUUUCCGACCCACGACGCUCGUUGAAACAUUUUCCAUUGUGCCGUCCUGCACAAAUUAUCAGGGAUCAUCUCCUUUUAAUCACUACAUUGACCCAUAGCUAGUGUCGUAUAUCAAACGCUACAUGCCACAAAUUAUCGAGGCUUAUCAAUUUCAUUAGUUUAUAAGUCGUGGUCAGUUCAAGAUGAAGGAAUUGUUAUAAUGAUGGAUUUAAAUUCAUCCAGGAAUUCAACUUUGAAAAUCACAGGAAAAUGUGAAAAUUCUCAAAAUAAUACUGUGGAUUUACGAAAUGGUGUUAAUAUGUUUAAAGGUAAUGGAAUUUUAAAUAAUAAUCAUCAUUAUAGCAAAAUUGUUGCCGAAUCGAAAUUCAGUGAUGGAGACAAGAAUUCUACAAUUAAUCCAGAAUCUAAAUUUUCACCGAGAGUAAAACAAGGAAUAGAAUUAAAGAUAUUAAAACCAGCGAUAUACAGUGAUGUAAAAUCUGUAACACAAAGUUAUCUACGUUCUCGCGGGUCGACACCGUCACCACUGGCCACAUCUUCAGCAAAAGAACAAGAUUCUGAUUCCUCUAGUUCAACCCUAGAGAGUUUACAGAGUGGGAAUACAACAUCUGAUUCAGGCAAAUCUGUAAUACAGAAAAAGCAACAACUACAAGCAUAUGUUGCUUGGGUAAACUCCCAGUUGAAAAAGAAGCCUGGUGUUCGCCUGAUCGAAGAUCUACGCAAUGAUAUGAAAGACGGAGUAGCUAUGAUAGAGCUUAUAGAAAUUGUUGGAGGAGAACACAUGAGUGGUGUCCAUCUUUGUCCGUCUAGUUACGGUGAAAUGAGAGAGAAUAUUGAAAGAAUUCUACAUUACAUGACUACCAACAGAAUCAGGAUGCAUCAUACUAAUCCUAAAGAUAUUGUGGAUGGCAAUCUGAAGUCUAUUAUGAGAUUGAUAUUAGCAUUAGCUGCCCAUUUUAAACCACAAAGUGUCAAACAUUCCACACAAUCCAACAGUAAGAGAUCUAGUGUUACUGGUAUAGCUCAGGGAGCAUCAGCAGCGUUAGCAGAAGCUAGAAGGAAUGCUGCAAAAGCUGGUAACAGUUUCAGGAGAAAUAGAUCAUCUUAUAAUUAUAGUGAUAGAAGGCGUACAUACCAUGAGGGAAGUAGUUCAGAGCACUUGAGUGACUCAGAUCAAAGCUUUAACUGUGAUAGGACUAGAGUUUUGAGUCGUGAUGAUGGGGAUGGGGCCAGUGCUGACAAAAGUCCACAGUCCUCGUCGAGAUUUAGUCCUGGCAUAACUGAUACAUCUAGUCCAAAAGAUAGUCGCCUCUCUAAAAGUAAAUCAUCUGACCAGGUCUAUGCCAAAGACAGUGGUACAGAGUUAGAAGACAGUGGGAGUAACACAGUAGACAGAGCUCAAUACGAAGAUCUGCUACAGGAGUAUAUGGAACUCUCUGAUGCCAUGUCAAAUACUAGACGAGAACUCCUAAAAUUACAAGAUUUGUUACUGUGUGGGGAACCACCAGAUGGUGCUGAAGAUAGUCCUAAACAGGUUAUAUCUGGUUCUUCUCCUGCUGAACAAAUGGUAAGUCCUAAACAGGUUAUAUCUGGUUCUUCUCCUGCUGAACAAAUGGUGAUACUUGAAAGUCAAUUGAUACAGACACAGGAAGUGUGUUCAGAUUUACGUGAAGAUUUGUCUCGGACCAAGAAUGACUGCAUGCAUUUACAGGGUAAAAAGUCAGGUCUACAACAAAGAAUGGCGGACCAAGAGGAACAGCUGUCUCAAUUAAGGGCUGAACUUCUACGCAGAGACUUUGAAAAACAGUCUUUAGAAUCUGAAAAGGGUGAAUUAAAGAUGAAAGUUUAUGAUAGAGAUAAAACUAUAUCAGAUUUAAGAAAAGAGAUUGUAAGAAGAGACCAAAAAGUUGACCAAUUGCAAAAUAAUAUCCAACUGACAAUCCAAGAAAAAGAAUCUGUAACACGAGCAUUAAAGCAGCAGAUAUCUGACCUUCAUGAAAGGUUACGCUUGGUUGGAGAACGUGGGGCCACAUUGUCUGCAAGAGUAGCAUCUCAAGACAAAAGAAUGGCCAAGUUGGAAGGAAAAAUUUUACAAACAGGCGAUCCCCAACAAAGGGAGGCUACUCCUGGAGGAAACUCAGGAGAAGAUCUUCAUGUUGUCCGUGAUGCAAUACAUAGUUUACGUCUGAAUUUCAAAACCUCAGAUCCUCAGCAACAUAAAUUAGACUCAGUUGAACACUUUGUUUGUUCGUUAUUAGAUAAAAUACAACAACCUAAUAAUUUGUCUACUGUUUCCAAUGGCCAAAAUACAUAUGAACAUGUCACCUCUAGACGUUUAAAUUUUGAUUCAACUGGAGAUGUACGACGAUCACCCAUCACAUCUAUACCAGGUAGUAAUACAAGUUUUUCCCCAAAUCAAUUAGACAAUCCAUCAUCAAGAACAAAACAGUUAAAUCCUCAACCCACAACAAAAGUGCUAUAUUUUACUGAUAGGACAGUUAACCCUAGUAUGUGUACCAUACAUAAAAGAUUAGGAGAAAUAACAUUGAAAGACUUUAAAGAUCAUAUAAGUGUGAAAGGGAACUAUAGAUACUCGUUUAAAGCAUUAGAUCCAGAGUUUGGAACAGUCAAGGAAGAGGUAAUGAGUGAUGAUGAUAAGGUACCAGGAUGGGAGGGACAGAUAGUGGCCUGGGUGGAGGAAGAUACAGGAUGAAUAAACACUACAGGAAUGUCAAAUACUCCUUGUUAUAGUGCUGAAAUCUUCCCUGCCAGAAUUGGCCUUACUGCUCACGUGCCAAGUUGCCUAAAUGGCCGUUAGUGGCCAAGUUACCUAUUGUGGCUUUAAGUGGUCUAUGUGCAAUGUAACUCAGCAGAGAUCUGAUAUCAACACUUUAUUUUGCAAUCAUUGUAUCACCUCAAUAUGUCAUGUGAUAUUAAAAGAUGAUUAUCAUUGGAUACAACCAGUUAUGAAUUAUUCAUUAUCUCUAUAUGUCAUGUGAUAUAUGAAGUUGAUUUUUUAUUGGGCAUGACCAGUUAUGAAUUAUUUAUUAUAAAAGCGUUGUCUCAGAGCUUAAGUGAAGGCUUCCAUGUAUUAGCGAGCAUUUCUUUUGAUGUUUGAAAAAGUUGUAAGAAAAACUGAUAAUUUUGUAAUAAAACUGAAUGUGCAUGAGUGAUCUGUAUUGACAGCAAUGAUUUGGUUUAGAAAACAAAUCCUUAUUUAUAUUAUUUCUAUAUAUAAGCGGAUUCAUUUUUUUCUUGGGUAUCAAUUUUCAUGGAUCAAGGAAAAUUGGAUAUUCGAUUUUUUGGUUUAGCAAUCUCUGUAUUUAUAACAAAACCUAAAUAAAAUUUGUAAUUUGUUGUACAUUACCUGUACCCAUGAAAAUUGGUAUCCAACAAAUAAUGAUGAAUCUGCAGUAUUGUGUUUUAUCAAGAGAGUAGUGUUAGAAAUUUAUCAGUACAAAAUUAUAUUUGAUUUACUUCUUCCAUUUUACACGUAUAACUUAUUAAUCCCAGACAAACAGACUUUCUGCAAAUUUUUACAAUAUUAUUGAAAAGAUAAUUGCACACACACAUACAUAUAUACAUAUAUAUAUAUGUAUAUAUAUAUCUGGCAAUUUUAAUGGAAGUAUAACUUUUUUGUUUAGCUUUACAAAGAGCAAAGAUCUGAUAGAAAGUUGAAUCUCUAAAACAGUUAAUGAUGUUGUAAUAUAUGGGCUUACAAUGCAUAACAUAUAUUCAAUAAAGGUCCAGAAUGCGUAAUAAGUAUUACAAAUGUAUGUUUAUUUAAAUGAAAAACUACGCACAGUGUCAAAGUUUAUGAAUUUUGGAAAUUUCAAGAUUCAUCUGAACUUACUUUCAAAAUUCAAUUACUUUUUCAAGGUUCUCUAAAAAUGCAACUCACAAAUUUUCAUAUUUGUGUUAGUUUGAUUUAAACUGAAUAUCUUUAAUGUAUGAUUAUUUGCUUUACCAAAGUUUUCUAAUUUAAAAGGACACAGGUGUUUUUGACUAAAGAGAUAGGAUCUACCAAAAAUCAUGAUUUUUAAUAUUUUGAAAUAUCUUAUUUUUAAUAAACUAUUAAGGACCAUACAAAAAAUUAAAUAACUCAUAUGUUAAAGGCAAAAAAAAGUUUCGAAAAAAAUCCACAAAAAACUUGGCAAGUCAUUAUUCAAGUUUUUUUUCUUUCACUUAAAUAAUUGGCUUAUAUGGAUAUGUUGCAGUACCUAGUUGAAGGAAAUCCGCAAUAUAAUAUCACUUUUUAGUGAAAUCAAACUGCCUUAUAUUAGAAACUUUUUUAUUUAUAUGUUUUUAAAUUUAUGUCAUCCAACUGAGCUUAAUGGGCCAAGAUUGCUUUCAUAAGUAGCAUUUUUUGACAUAAUCAAUAAAUCUUAUUACCUUUAAAUAUUCAGAAACAGUUUCCCACUGUUUUCAAUUGUCAUGUCGUUCAACACAGAUGUGUAAUUUUGAUUUAGUUUUGCAAUGCAUUCACUAUCACUUCAGUCAUAAAAAAUAACAUUUAAAAAAUGGUAGAUCAUACCUCUUUAAACAUUUCUAGGAUAUUAAUGAAUUACUUCUGUUGUGACAAAAUACAAUAGGAAUUCUUUAUACUCUUGCAUUGGUCAUAAGAAUAUCUACAAAUUUGGUCGAUUGACCAAGUCAUAAGAAUAUCUACAAAUUUGGCCGAUUGACCAAGUCAUAAGAAUAUCUACAAAUUUGACCGAUUGACCAAGUCCAGAAUGUGAUACUUGAGCAGGAAUCAAACAUAUAUAUUUUUAUGUUCUUUUUGUAUUUUUCUUGCCUUCUCUUGUUUUCAAUGUUAUAAUUAUUAUUAUUUUUAUUUGUUGAUUCAACAAAUCUGCAAUUUAUUUAUUAUUUAUGGACAAAAGCUUCAAAUGGCAUAUUUGGAAUAAUGAAUUCAUUUUAUAGCAAAGAAUAAAUGCUUUGGAUAAAACGAUUUGUUUAAAUGUUCUGUUAUGACAGUUUUUAUUAUUGAAUGUUUUUGCUUGUAUAAUUUUUUUUUAACUCAGGGCGUACUACAUUCCUAAUGCAUGUAUUAUUUGUUUCAGUUACAAUAAAACUUUCAAAGCUGG
Molecule: messenger RNA, 5088 nt
Organism: Mytilus trossulus (common blue mussel)
Lineage: Eukaryota; Metazoa; Mollusca; Bivalvia; Mytilida; Mytilidae
Product: dixin-like
Exons: 17
Coding region: 201-2714 (837 amino acids)
Biological process (GO): canonical Wnt signaling pathway
Cellular component (GO): cytosol
Molecular function (GO): frizzled binding
Source: RefSeq, a predicted model, not a curated record